GCCCACAGUUCCAGUGGCUUCACAAUGGCAGUAUUACAAGGUCAGCUCGGAGGUUUCGCCUGGCUCAGCAAAGACCUGCAGGGCCGCGGGGCAUGCUGCUCAGCUGACAGGGCUCUUUGCUUGUUCACGGUGCUCUUUCUCGAAGGGGCCCCAGUGACAGCGCCAUUCACAAGCAUGGGCCAUAAAUGACCGAGGUGAACACCACAUUUAGCACUGCAUUCUCGAAAAUCAGCACCGGCUCUGGAGCACAGCCAACAUGCCAGGAACGAAAGGUAGGCUUGGGAAAAAGGGAGACACUUAACUGUGUGCCUGCAAAUAUUUUUAUUUAUUUUGGCUGCGGGGGAGCUGUAAAUUCAGUCCGUGUUGAAAAUGAAGUGUCUCAUUAAAAAUCUGGCAAAAGUGAUUGAAAGUUUCCACAAUUUUCAGGUAAUAAGUCGGACAAGAAGUCAGCUACCAAGGUAAGAAAAUUAUACAUGUAAACGUUAGUAUUUACUUCCCAAUGUGUGUAUUUUUAUUGCCUCACUUUAUAAAUGUUAACCUUCAUUUUACAGCAACCUCAGAGUCCUAAAGAACAGCCGAAGAAAGGUGAUCAGAAAGGAGAUGAUAACAAGAAGCAAGGAGGUAAACAUUUACAUCAACCUACUUUUAAGCGUAGUUGUUUAUUUAGUUAAAAAAACAUCUUUGUGUGGGGUUAAUAUAUGCCCUCGGUGCUUUGGGACACCAUUAGAGAUUCCCUCCUGCCCUGACACAGAGUGGAAAUGCGGUGCUGUGAUUGCCGUGUCCCCAGUGAAGCUAUCUGUCUGUGUUUCAUCCCCUCGCAGGACAGCCGAAGGGAGAGAAGCAAUAACUUCCAGGCGUUUGUGAAGAUGGCUUUGGAGACACUGCUGGGGUCCUGCCGUCGUAAACAUGGGGGCCCUCGGGGCAAACAGGACUGAGUGCAUCUCUCUGCAUUUACCCUCCCCCCUUGUGCCUGCAGACUGAGCUGUUGUGCGGCCAGUUCCAAUACAGCAUCUGCUCACCUCUCACAGAGGCAGAACGUGAACCUGCUGAUCUCCAUCCAUCACCAUCUGUUGUUCAACCUCUGGUCUAUUCCUCCCUUUUCAGACUGUUCUCUGUCCCCUGUCCCGGCUCUGGAUGCUCAGAAAAAGACUCCAGGUUAAAACAGACCAUGGCUUUUAGCUAAAAAAUAAAAGUUUGUCACCCCUUUCUGAUCCUUCCCUAACUCAUAGACAUAGCAUGAUAGACUGUCUAACAGUUCAUACAUUCUUCUUGUAAAUAAAAAUCAAAUAAAUACUAUUUCUUACAGCACUCAUGUCAAUCUGAUUUCUUUUUUCCUUCUCUGCCUUGUGCAUUUCUUUUGAUUCUUCCACC
Molecule: messenger RNA, 1371 nt
Organism: Xyrichtys novacula (pearly razorfish)
Lineage: Eukaryota; Metazoa; Chordata; Actinopteri; Labriformes; Labridae
Source: the annotation of a GenBank genome assembly